Molecule: messenger RNA, 1238 nt
Organism: Physcomitrium patens
Lineage: Eukaryota; Viridiplantae; Streptophyta; Bryopsida; Funariales; Funariaceae
Product: eukaryotic translation initiation factor 3 subunit F
Biological process (GO): translational initiation
Cellular component (GO): eukaryotic translation initiation factor 3 complex, eIF3m
Molecular function (GO): translation initiation factor binding; metallopeptidase activity; translation initiation factor activity
Source: RefSeq, a predicted model, not a curated record
AAUUGUCCGUGUCUGUGAGUGUGUGAGUGAGUGAGUCUGUGUGAGUCUGUGAGUUUCCUUGUGUCCGGAGCUCAAGUGUGUGGACCGAAGCUUUUCACGAUCGAGCCAGCCCUAGCGCAAGCUUCCCCUUACGUUUCAGGACCGCCCGGAGCUCCAUUCCCAAUGGCUAUGGGGCGGACUGUGCUGCACAUGCCGUCGGGCCACACUGGCGUGGUCGCGAAGCUCCACCCGACCGUGCUCUUUAACAUCUCCGACUCGUAUAUCCGCCGUAACGACCAGCAGGAGCGCGUCAUCGGAACCUUGCUCGGGUCCAUCUCCCCGGACGGCACCGUAGAGAUUCGGAACUCGUACGCCGUGCCGCACAGCGAGCAAGCUGAUCAGGUUGCAGUGGACAUUGAUUAUCACCGCACUAUGUUCGAACUGCACCAGCGCGUUAAUCACAAAGAAAUUAUCGUUGGUUGGUACUCAACAGGUUCUAGUUUGAGCCCCAGUGACACUCUUAUUCACGACUUCUAUGGUAGAGAAGUAGCCAACCCUGUGCUACUCACUGUGGAUACUGCCUUUGCCGAGGAGAAGGUCAACAUUAAGGUCUUCGUAUCUACUCUUCUUACCCUUGGAGAACGCCAGCUUGCUGCCCAAUUUCACGAGGUCCAGCUUGACCUGCGCCUGAUUGAGGCUGAGAGAAUAGGGUUUGAUGUCCUGAAGAAGACAAUGGUGGAGAAGUUGCCGAAUGAUCUAGAAGGAUUGGAAGCGACCAUUGAAAGGCUGCAAGAUAUGAUUGAUAGAGUUUUCAGAUAUGUGGACGAUGUUGUGGAAGGGCAAGUUCAACCUGAUAACUCUGUAGGCAGGUUCCUUGCUGAUACAAUGGCGUCAGUUCCAAGAAUUUCGUCUGAUGCUUUUGACAAGCUCUUUAACGACAGCGUUCAGGAUCUUUUGUUGGUGUUGUACCUGGCAAAUCUUACCAAAACUCAACUUAUAUUGGCAGAGAAGCUUAAUACAGCCGCUCAGAUAGUGUAGGUUCGGAAAAGCACACAAGGAGGUAGUUCUAUCAUGAACAUCGUGUUCAGCAUUUUAGACUUCAUGCAGUCAACUGUGCAAAUCAUUCGAAAGUUCACAACCAACUGUGGUUGUGAGUUUUUAUUUCAUUUCAGUGUUUCAGUACAUGAAGUAUUACAGAAGUGUUAAUACAGUUUCAGCCUGAGAAUCAUUUCAUUGUAUCAGAAAAGCAGUUUUCUCAA